Messenger RNA from Sorex araneus (European shrew), 817 nucleotides. RefSeq names its product eukaryotic translation elongation factor 1 epsilon 1 (gene EEF1E1). Gene Ontology annotation, biological process: positive regulation of DNA damage response, signal transduction by p53 class mediator. The coding region runs from base 39 to 551 and encodes 170 amino acids. Gene Ontology annotation, cellular component: aminoacyl-tRNA synthetase multienzyme complex; nucleus; cytoplasm. The record is from RefSeq and is a predicted model, not a curated record. NCBI's taxonomy places the organism in Eukaryota, Metazoa, Chordata, Mammalia, Eulipotyphla, Soricidae. The transcript is spliced from 4 exons.
CCCGCGCCUGGCCCCGCCUCUCGGCGCGCGGCAGGAAGAUGGCGGCGGAGCUGGCGCUGCUGGAGCGGUGGCUGGGGCUGCGCGGGCGCGCGGCGGCGGGGGCGGGGCGCCGGGGGCCCGUGCUGCAGACCCUGGACGGCCCCAGCCUGGAGGGCCUGAGCACCAUCGCGGCGCACCUGGUGCGGCAGGCCAACCAGGAGCACCUGCUGGGGAGCACCGCCGAGGAGCAGGCGCUGGUGCAGCAGUGGAUGGAGUGCAGAGUCACGCGCCUCCGGGACCACGCCAGCAGGGAGGACGUGCGGGCGCUGCUGAAGGACCUGAACGCCUACCUGGAGGAUAAGGCCUACGUCACGGGACACCGCCUCACGCUGGCCGACGCCCUGCUGUACUACGGGCUGCACCGCUUCAUUGUGGAGCUGACGGUCCAGGAGAAGGAGAAGUACCUCAACGUGUCACGCUGGUUCUGCCACGUCCAGCACUGCCCGGGCCUGCGGCAGAGCCUGCCCGCCGUGGUCUUCGUCAGGAACCGGCUGUACGCGCCUGUGCACUAGAGCCGCCCGUGCCGGCUGGCGCGCUGCAGACCACCCCGCUGCUGGCCUGGAUGCCCGUGGCCGCACUGCAGACCGUCCCGCUGCUGGCCUGGACACCCGUGGCUGACCGGGCCACUGAAGACGGCGCGUCAGUCGCAGUGACCAGGGACUUUCCCUCCCAGAGCCCCCUGGUCCCAGCCCCGUCCCCAACACACACUUGCCUGGGCACCGGGGACGGGCGGGUGCGGGCAGGUAUUUAUGUGAGCGGUAAAGGUGGUCGAAACCGA